AUGAGGGAAGCAGUGGCGCUGUCGUCGCUGCGGGCAGUGGCGUACACGCUAGAGGCGGGUAUCAUCUUCCACUCCAUCUUCAUUGGCAUCGCCCUCGGGGCAAACCAUGACAGCGCCGAGAUCCAGGGGCUUGCCGUCGCCCUCGUCUUCCACCAGGGAUUCGAGGGCAUAAGUCUUGGAACUGCAGUCGCCCCGUGCCGCUUCUCACACCUCAAGACCCUGUGCAUGGGGCUGCUGUUUGCAUUCACCACACCUCUGGGCGUGGCUAUAGGGUUGGCCGUCCAUUCGUCCUAUAACUCCAACAGCCAGGCUGCUCUGGCAACUGAGGGCGCGUUCAAUGCCGUGUCGGCUGGCAUCCUCAUUUACAACGGACUCGUUGACUUGUUAGUGCCAACGUUCGACGAGCACGACGAAAACACCCCCAAGGAUCCGAUUGCAUACUUCUUUGGGUUUGUGUUUUUGUUUCUGGGAGCUGGAGCCAUGAGCCUGCUCGCCAUAUGGGCCUAG
Molecule: messenger RNA, 507 nt
Organism: Closterium sp. Yama58-4
Lineage: Eukaryota; Viridiplantae; Streptophyta; Zygnematophyceae; Desmidiales; Closteriaceae
Source: the annotation of a GenBank genome assembly